AUGGAGUUACAAGCAUUAGAGAAAACAAUCCAGCCUAUAUAUCAAAAGAUUGCAACUAACAUCCAAGUUCAGAAGGUGGACUUGAAGAAAAACAACAAGAUACAAAUAACAGCUAUUAGGAAACAUGGAAAAGAUUUACACAGGGAAAUAGAUAACAAUACUAAGAAACUUGAAGCCGAUCUUAAUGAAAUGGAUACAGAACUCCUGACUGUUCUCACUAAAAAGGAAGAUGAAAUAGCACACAUCAGUUCUGAAAUCUCAAAGAAUAUUGCUGAUUUGAAGAAUUUAAUUGCCUCGAAUGAUGUAAGUGUUGUCUCUGCACAUAAAUCCAGAAAUGCGGAAUUCAGAAGAUUAAUCCCAAAACUUAAGAUUUCCUUACCACGAUUUACUUCUCAGAGAAUCAACAGGGAAAUGAUACAGCUUGGCUGUCUUUCUGUGGUAUCUAUUGAAACAACAGAACAUAACUUCGUGACAAAUUCCCCAGGUAUUGAUUCUUCUUCUUCAGACAGACCAACUAUUGCAGCUGUGCCAUUUGUCAUCAAAGAAAUAAAUACUACAUCUGGAGAAUCUAGUGGAUUACGCAGUGUUUCCUGUCUAAAUGACGAAAAUAUAUGGACUUGCGGACAGGACAACAUUAUGCAACUUUACAGCCUUCAGGGAAAACUAGUGAAGUCAAUCAAAACCAAGUCGGGGAACAGGCCAGAGGACAUAGAAGUGACAAGAAAUGGGGAUCUAGUCUAUACUGAUGAAAACGAUCGAACUGUGAAUGCAGUGAACAAUUCACAAAUUGAGACUUUAAUCAAAACCAACGAGUGGACACCUAGUAAUGUCUGUAACACAUUCACUGGUGACUUUCUGAUUUUAUUGUACAAUGAUGAUAGCAAACAAACAAAAGUUGUGCGUUACUCAGGCUCCUCAGAAAAACAAAAUAUUCAAUUCCACAAUGGACAUGCUCUCUAUUUAUCACAUGGUAGUAAGUGCAUCUGUGAAAACAGAAAUCUAGAUAUUUGUGUAUCUGACUGGGGAUCUAAUACAGUGGUGGUAGUCGAUCGUGCAGGGAAACUUCGGUUUGUCUACACUGGUCCUCCCUCUAAAACCAAAGACUCAUUUAGUCCACGCGGGGUCACCACAGACAGCCAGAGUCAAAUACUGAUAGCAGACUAUUAUAACCACCGUAUCCACAUCAUAGAUCAGGACGUUUUUUUUAUUCGCUUUAUUGAAAAAUGGGAAUUACAGUAUCCAUGUGGUCUUUGUGUUGACACUAAAGACAACCUAAUUGUAGCUGAGUAUCGUACAGGCAAAGUAAAGAAAAUCCAAUAUGAUGUUUGA
Molecule: messenger RNA, 1329 nt
Organism: Magallana angulata
Lineage: Eukaryota; Metazoa; Mollusca; Bivalvia; Ostreida; Ostreidae
Exons: 1
Coding region: 1-1329 (442 amino acids)
Biological process (GO): proteasome-mediated ubiquitin-dependent protein catabolic process; protein polyubiquitination; negative regulation of translation
Molecular function (GO): translation repressor activity; ubiquitin protein ligase activity; protein binding
Source: RefSeq, a predicted model, not a curated record